Messenger RNA from Caenorhabditis auriculariae, 521 nucleotides. The record is from the annotation of a GenBank genome assembly. NCBI's taxonomy places the organism in Eukaryota, Metazoa, Nematoda, Chromadorea, Rhabditida, Rhabditidae.
AUGCUCAUUCCCAAGGUUAGAUGUCUCUGAAAAUAUUUCCUUAUCUGAAUAAUGCACGCCAGUGAGUAAAAUACAAGAAAAAUAUGAUAUUAUGUAAUCAGGACAGUUUAGAAAAUCGUUAUGGAUAAAAAAAAAGUUCCCGACGUAUGUUGCCGUUCCCUUGAGUGACCACUCUGAAAUUUUCCAUCGCAGCGGAGCGCGUUUCACAAAUUUUUUCUUUUCUUCAUUUAUCUUCAUUAUUUCCUUUUCUUUCCUUUUUUUCCUUGAUGAUGAUGUCUAUGAGCCUCACAGUUAGCUCAUGGCGACUUCUCUGGACGGAACGUCGUUGUUCCCACGCCUAGCCUCAAAGUUUGCAGCUCCGCCUUAUUCGUUUUCGUUUCCUCGGCCUUCAGACAUUUUUCUCUCCCCACCAGUAGGUUUGGAGACUCGUUUCUUCUGCUUCCAGAUAGUUGUUUUUGAGGAUUUUGGGCGUUAUUUUCGGAUUCGGACGCUUGGAAUUGUCGCCACCCCAAACAAUAUAA